GCAUCGAAUAUGGGUGGGUGGGUGUCUACGUAAUCCAGUUUUAUACGUAGGAAGACUCGAUGUGGUAGGUGUUGAUGAAUCCUACGCAUUCGAAUACCUGUUUUUUUUAAUUGGAGCCUCGAUGAGAAUGAUCAAUGAUUACCAUAGCUGGAAGAAAGAAAUGGGGUUCCUGUAACGUUAUGACACAUGGUCAAAAUUCAAUGAUAUCUGUUCGGUUAGGUAACAGGAGUUGUAAGAGGAUUAUCCACUUUUUCUUGACUUUCAUCGUCAACCGAGCGAAGGUAGAUGGGUAAGUAGAUAGAUAGAAAGGAAAGCAGGAAGGAAGGAAAGAAGGAAAGAAAGAAUAAAGAAAAGAAGGAUGAAUUAAAGGGGAAAAUGAGAUCAUUGAGAAAGGUAAACGUGUUAGAUGAUGUUCACAAUACGAGGGCCUGUUUGAGAGUGAUCGGAACACAUACCACUCCCGAGGACGGAUUCACGAAUCGUAGCGCCACCUGCGUUAACCGUGAUACCUCAAAAUGGCCGUCCCUCUCACCUCAGACCUUCUCGGUACGUCGAAGAAGGCAGGUGUGGACGAUUAGAAGAAUUUUAAUCGUCUUCUUUUAACUUGUCGCGAUCGUUCCAAAUAUUAUUGAUUUUCUUUUCCAAAUUUUCUUGUUAUUCUUGUUUCUUUUUGUUUUCGGUUCGGAUUUACUUUUGCCGGCGUUUUUUCUUUUUUUUUUUUUUGUCUUUGAUCGUAUAACAACGAGUUUUUAUUCACGGUUGAAAAGUUUCACGAAGAAGGGCAAAUUUACGCACGCACGUACGAAGUGAGGCCCUUUAAGAAAACACGUCGAACCGCAUCUUUGUCCCAGAUAGAUCAAAGCCUUCGAUUCCGGACAGGUGGCUGGCUGAUUGACUGACUGGUUGGUUGGUUGGUUGGUUGGUUAGUUGGUUGGCCGGUAUUGGACACGCUCUCUUUUAUCUCGACCUUCCGUAUUUUCGUCCUUCCUGCUUUCCAUUAAUCCGAACUUGUUCAUGUACGACUGCUGGUAUGCGGGAAGAAAGUGGUGCGAACUGAGGAGAUUAAUUUCGGUGCGGUUACCAGAGAUAGUUGGAUAUUCAGUUGGACUACAUACGCGUUAACGUUCGGUGAUUUCAAUGCACGGUCGUUCGUAACCAUCGCUACUCUAACCGGAAGAAACAAAUCAACCAGAAGAAGAAGAACAACAACAACAACAAGAAUAAUAAUAAUAGGAAAGGUGUUGUUCAUUUCGAUGUUGUUUUAUUGGCAUCGAUCAUUACGAGAAGAUAAAAAGAACAAUAAUCUUCAUUCGUUCUCCUUUUAAAAAAGAAAAAAGAAAGCACAGGAUGUUGUUGCACGUAAUAGAAGAGGAUACAGUUCGGUCAAAGGACGAGCAAGGAUUAUGAAAACGCGUCGCAGUGACGAGGUCCUAUUCGGAGGAUUGAAAGUGGUAGUAAACGUGAAUUGGAUUCACGAUUCAAUUGUAAAAGAUAUAUGCAAGUGAGUGAGAGAGUGAGAAAAAGAGAGAGGGAGUGAGAGAGAUAUAUAUAUAUAUAUAUCAUGUAUCGACCAAAUUUCUACGAGAGUACGUGCCUGAGAUGCGCCCAGACGGUUUAUCAGGUCGACAGGGUCGGCCCUUUGAAGGAUUUCACGUUCUUCCAUUCUGGUUGUUUUAAGUGCGCGAUCUGUGGUACGAAGUUAACCCUGAAGACUUAUUACAACAAUCAGCACACGAUAAACGACAAAGAGGUUUAUUGUAGCAGUCACGUGCCGAAACCAGGACCGGGUACAUUGGAUGGUUCGAGUGUUGGUAUAAGAAGUGCUUUGAACGUACCGAGAAGUGGUUACGUCAACGAACAAAUCAGAGCUGGUGGUGCGUCACCACGUGCCGCUUAUCCACCUUGUUACGAUAACGUAGACUCGCCUAAUUAUGGUAGGCACUUGAACGGACACGGUUCACCCCCAGCUACGAAUUCGUCGUCCCAAGGGAGAGAUUAUCACGGGGGUGGUAGCGGUGGUGCAUCGUCUCCGUAUAACAGCCACCAUCAACAGCAUCAUCACCAUAAUCAUCAUGCACAGGACGGAAGUUACCAGUAUGGUAGAUUCGAUGCUAGCGCGUUACACAUUGCGCAUGCUCUCAAGCAAACGGAACUUCAAAAGGGUUAUAGCAAGGCUCGCGAGAAACCCAUCGAUUAUUAUCUGGAUCGAGACGAGCAAACGCGUUUGGAGAUGAAACAUCGUAAAGAGGAAGAUGAUUUGUACAGAAAGUUUGCUCAUUAUCGAGAAGAGGAGGAUCGACGAAUCAGAGAAGAAUUCAGAGACGAAUGGGAGAAGGAGUUGGAACAAUUAUCGGCAAGAUGGGAACGAGAGAAGGGAGGAAGAACGCGUACCCAACAAUUUCAACAGGAGAAGGAAGACUUGGAGAAAAACAUGACUCUUAGGAGAGACAAAAAGAAGGAAAGUCUCACGAGGAAAAUGUUGGAGCACGAGCGAGCUGCAACGGCAGCAUUGGUCGAGAAACAAAGUUCCGAAAUGUUGGAGUUAAUAAACGAGGCAAGAAGCGAGUAUAUGCUUCAAGAGAGUUUGUAUCUUGACGAGGGUGACGGUUAUACACAAGAAGCACCACCCCCCUAUCCAUCACGAGCACCUCCACCCCAACCACCGGCUUUAGCUAAGUAUCACAUUUACAACGAUCCCAUGGAAUUUGCGGAUAUGGACCAAAUUGCGAUCUCGGUCGCUCAAGAAGAUCAAAAGACGUUUACAGAUUUGGUACGUCAAUUGGUUAGCAGAUGUGGCUCGGAUAUCGAAAAGGCAAGAACGAUAUUUCGAUGGAUUACCGUUAAGAAUUUAAAUACCAUGCAAUUUGAUGAAAAUUUGAGAGGCGACACGCCUAUGGGACUUUUGAGAGGAAUCAAACAUGGUACCGAGAGUUAUCACGUUCUUUUUAAACGACUCUGCAGUUACGCUGGCUUGCAUUGCGUGGUUAUCAAAGGUUACAGUAAAUCUGCCGGUUAUCAGCCAGGUGUAUGUUUCGAGGAUAACAGGUUCAGGAAUAGUUGGAACGCAGUUUACGUUGCCGGUGCGUGGAGAUUCGUUCAGUGCAAUUGGGGAGCUCGACAUCUCGUAAAUGCCAAAGAAGUUCCACGUCCUGGUCAACCAAAAGCUAAAAACGAUAGUUUAAGGUACGAAUACGACGAUCAUUAUUUUCUCACGGAUCCGAGAGAAUUCAUUUACGAAUUUUUCCCGUUACAAGAGGAUUGGCAAUUGCUGAAACAACCGAUCACGUUAAAAGAUUUCGAAGAAUUACCAUUCGUACGAUCGUUAUUCUUCAGAUAUGGCCUUUAUUUUCCGGAUACGAACACAAAUGCCGUUAUGUAUACGGAUUCGACCGGUGCUGCGACCGUAAGAAUAGCGAUGCCCGCACACAUGCAAUCGUCCCUCAUUUUUCAUUAUAAUCUCAAAUUUUACGAUAACGAUGGGGACGGAUACGACGGGGUCUCUUUGAAACGUUUCGUCAUGCAGUCGGUCGUUGGUAAUAUCGUUGCAUUUCGAGUGCACGCCCCAUGCUCGGGUGCAUUCCUCUUGGACAUAUUUGCGAACGCGGUCACGCCUAAGGAGUACUUGACGGGUGAGCCAAUGAAGUUUAAGAGCGUGUGCAAAUUUAAAAUCGCUUGCGAGGAACUUCAGACGGUGAUGGUGCCACUUCCGGAUUGUGCCAGUGGCGAGUGGGGUCCUACCAAGGCUACCAGACUAUUUGGAUUGAUACCGAUCACUCAUCAGGAAGCUUUAGUAUUCGCAGGACGAGAAUUGGAAAUACAAUUUCGGAUGUCGCGACCGUUGACCGAUUUCAUGGCGACCCUGCACAAAAAUGGCAUAGAAGAAAAAAGAUUGUCGAAGUUUGUUGCGCAUUCGAUAGCAGACGACGACGCGGUAACUUUUUCGAUAAGUUUCCCGGAGGAAGGACAAUACGGUUUAGAUAUUUACACGAGAGAAUCAAACGGACCAACUACAACGCAGCACGACGUUACCGGUGAAAAACACUUGUUGACCCAUUGUUGCAAGUAUCUCAUCAAUUCGAGCAAACGUAAUUGAUAAGAGAGAUGAGAAAAUAGAAUAGAAUAGAAUAGAAUAGAAUAGAAGGGAAGAGAAAAACAACAACAA
Messenger RNA from Polistes canadensis, 4162 nucleotides. RefSeq names its product kyphoscoliosis peptidase (gene Hil). The coding region runs from base 1562 to 4093 and encodes 843 amino acids. The record is from RefSeq and is a predicted model, not a curated record. The transcript has 12 exons. Lineage: Eukaryota; Metazoa; Arthropoda; Insecta; Hymenoptera; Vespidae.